Messenger RNA from Naegleria fowleri, 885 nucleotides. RefSeq lists its product as uncharacterized. Lineage: Eukaryota; Heterolobosea; Eutetramitea; Acrasida; Naegleriidae. The record is from RefSeq and is a predicted model, not a curated record. Bases 1 to 885 code for a protein of 294 amino acids. The transcript is spliced from 2 exons.
AUGCCAUCCCGAUCCCUCAUGAUGGCUAGUCAUGAUAUUCAAGAGGAACGUCAAGUGAUUCUCAAUGUGAUUGAUCGGUUAAUACUUCAUGGCUCUUCACUUUUUGAAAGACAUAUUCGACCUUUGGAAGAAAACUCUAACUCCAUUGACUACGAUAAUGGUGAUGAUAAUUUAUUGGCAUUUGAAAAUGCAACCACUCACAAUUCUUCUACAUCAAAAAAAGAGAAAAAGGAAGACAAUUCUGUAAAGAGAAAAAUUCAAAAUCAUGCUAAAAUGUUGUAUGGAAAUUUAAAGCAGUCACUACAUCAGAGGAAUAUUGUGGCUUGCUGUAUUGAUACAAUCAUGAAAGUGAAUACGCUCAUUGAUGCAAAUCAGCUAAAUGUUGAGGAAUUGAAAAAAGAUUUACUUCAACAAGCUAAAGAACAAGAUUUUCUGGAGACAUCGUCCUCAGAUGAGGCAAAUUUGGAAUUUAUGGAUCCGUAUGAUGUACGACUCUCGAUCGACGAUCCUGAAAAUUGGAUCUCACGUUAUAUAUUUUACAGAUAUGCCAAGACGUUUGAUGUGGAAGAAGGUUGUUACACCAUGUCACGAUCACAAUUUGACAAAUUUCUCACACAUUUACGUGAAGUUUUGGGAGAGAGAGGACUUGGCUCUGACAUUCUUGUAAUUAAGGAUGUCCUUGAUGAGGAUCAAGAACAACAAGCAGAUUUAUAUGGAUUUGAAGAUAGCUCGAUUGCCACAUCGGUUUCGAGUAAUAAUAUUGUGUUAGAUGUUGGAUCUGUGAUGUACGAGCUAAGACAAACGAAACAAGUCACAGAGCAAACCUUUCUAAAUUGGUUCCAAGGAGUGUUGGUAUUAUAUGUCAUGUUCAAAUAUGAUCAAUGA